CCAAGGCACGCAUGCGUGAGUGCCAGUUGGGCCUCAGGAUGGGGGCGGCCUGUUUCACACAUGCGCAAACGUUUUCCACUGAGGUGAAAUACUUCCGGAAGUGAGGUCUCACUAGCUGUGACCGCCCUCGAGGACGUUUUUCCACUGAGGUGGAAUGCUUCCGGAAGUGAGGUCUCACUAGCCGUGACUGCCCCUCGAGGGAGUUCUGCCCAGCCGGCAAGGCCAUGUCAACCAAGGAACAGAAAGACAUGGAGAGACGUGCCAAGCGCCCAAGGGUUGAUCAGAAUCUCCCAUCAGAUGACUUCCAGAACCCAGAUGCAAUCACCCCCGCAAACAGUCCAGCAGUUGAUACCAGUGAGAUGGGCAGCUGUUCCUCAGGACCAGACGUGCAAGCGGCCAGGGAGCCUGUUCAGAAGAGGAUACCGGAUUUCAAAGAAUCGUACCUCCUGGCAAAGAGAGAAGCAGUUGAAAAGGAUAUAAAUGCUUUCAGCAGCCUGAAUGAAAACCUCCAGAGUGUUUUCAAAACCCAACAGAAGUCAAGGCAGGAGCUUCACUCCAUGCACUCCCAGAUGUUUGAGUCUCUGUAUCACAAGUGGCUGGACGAGGUGGGGAGAGCAAGGGAGCAAGAAGAACACCUUACUCUUAUAGCUCAGCAGCAGAUGAAGAUUUUACAGAAAGCUCUAGAGGAUCAUGAAACCAGGAUUGAAAACGCUAAAGAUUUAUGUGACACAGUUUUGAAGAAAGCCAAGGACUUGAGUGAACAUCGCAAAGCUUUUAUUGGUGGUGAAGAAAGUGAAGUGAAGAAAGAAAUCUCCAAGGCGCAGGACAGAGUUAUCAUGGAAACUCAAGAGCAAGAUGUGUCUGUUGUUGAAACAUACCUUCAAUCCCUGGUCCUUGACCACUCUGAAGAAACCAUCUGAAGCUCACGUAGAGGACGCACAGGGAGCAUUAGCCGUGCUAAGAGGACGUUAGUAGCAGUCAGUGCAGCUCCUUUCUCUUUACUUUGCUUGUUAGAAAUAUGACUGAGACUCUGUUAACCAUUAAGUGAACC
Peromyscus leucopus (white-footed mouse) is the source of this 1051-nucleotide messenger RNA. RefSeq names its product X-linked lymphocyte-regulated protein 5C-like. The record is from RefSeq and is a predicted model, not a curated record. Lineage: Eukaryota; Metazoa; Chordata; Mammalia; Rodentia; Cricetidae. Gene Ontology annotation, biological process: spermatid development; meiotic cell cycle. Gene Ontology annotation, cellular component: synaptonemal complex.